GGUGCAAUACGAUGAUUGGGUCAACGGUAGAUUACCAUCCAUAUUUUGUGUUUGUGUGGGCAAGAGCUGACGGUCAGGGAACAUCCACUGUGUGUGGUUGCCAGUGGGUGGAUAGUGAUACCCCACGUCUAUGUAACAUUGUGCAACGUUUCGAUGCUGAAUGUAGCCCCCAGUCGGUGACGUGGCAGCGUCAUUCAGGAAGUGUUUGCCAGCCGAAUAGCUGCUUCACAUAAACUUUUGCGAUGGCUUGGAAGUCAAGGACCCGCAGUCUACAGGUGUUCGACACAGAGCUGAGUGCCGACACAGUGGAGUGGUGCCCCAUCCCACAGUGGCACAACAUACUGGCAUGUGGAACAUAUCAACUGCAGAAAGGGCCAGAUGCGGGACCAGAGGACGCGGCUACUCGGAUUGGCCGACUGUACCUGUUCAAGUUUCGUCAACAAGGACCUAUGUGUCCGCCCCUCAGUGAGCUGCAGCGGAUUGACACACCAGCCAUAUUAGAUAUAAAAUGGUGUCAUGUGCCAGUGUCAGAGAGGCCUCUGUUGGGCAUGGCUACAGCCAGUGGGGAGCUACAGCUGCACAGACUCAUAGACAGUCAGGAAGGCCGGUGUGCUCUGCAGACUGUGACCAGUUUGGGUCUGGGACCUGAUAAGUUGGCUCUGUCAUUAGACUGGUCCACUGGAAGAGGUAACAGCAGUGACGUGCGUGUGGUGUCCAGUGACUCUGCAGGCUGUGUCAACGUCUUGUCCCUGGGGGAGAACAGUCUCACUGCCGUGUCACAGUGGAAGGCCCACGACUUUGAAGCCUGGAUCUCAGCAUUCUCAUACUGGGAUACUCAGCUUGUCUACUCCGGCGGGGAUGACUGCAAACUUAAGGGAUGGGAUCUUAGGAUGGGUCCCUCUUCCCCCACAUUCACCAGCAGGAGGCACUCGAUGGGUGUAUGCAGUGUACACAGUAGCCCACAUCGGGAGCGCAUUCUAGCCACAGGCAGCUAUGACGAGCAGGUGCUUCUGUGGGACGAGAGGAACAUGCGUCAGCCUCUCAGUGAGAGUGCUCUGGGUGGCGGAGUGUGGAGACUGAAGUGGCAUCCUACCCAUGAGCACUUGCUGUUGGCUGCCUGCAUGCACAACGACUUCCACAUCCUUCACUGCCAGCAAGCUCUGGAGGGCAGCGGAGGAGCGUGUUCUGUCCUAGCCUCCUAUAUCCUCCACAAUUCCCUGGCCUAUGGGGCUGACUGGUCCCAGCUUUCCCUGGGGGAGCCUCCCCCAUGCUCCCCUCUGGAGGCCACAGAGCCAAGACAGUCCCAAACAGAGAGCCGUACAGGAGGACACCUAAGGAUUCAGUAUGAAUCUCCCACUGCCAGCUUCGACACCUCCUUGGAGGAUGACACAGGACGUUACAUACCUGAGAGUUUAUCCCCGUCAUCUGCUAGCUCUGUGGCAGGCCCACCCGACUGUCCUAACCCUGCCGUGGACAGCCCUGCAGUGUCCUGCCUGAUGGCCAGCUGCUCCUUCUAUGACCACAUGCUUCAUGUGUGGCGCUGGGACUGGACCCCACAGGAGGCAGGCUGCACUGGGACGGCCCAGGGGGAGGGAGAAAGAAGGGCUGUGGGUGAAGGAGAUGGUGGCCAGGCAGGAGCACCAGCAAAGUAUGCAAAGUGCACUACACAUAGGGAAUAGGGUGCCGAUUGGAAUGCUGCCGAGGUUUGGAGACAUGUUUUUACUUAUUGGUCAACCCCAUUAAAUCAGGAGGCAAAGACGUGAAGAAUGCAUAUGAUAUCUCAACAUAGCGGUCUCUCACUACUACUAGAGGAAUAUUCACCUUCAAACAAAAACCACAAAUAACUUAUUUUUUAAAUUUUUCGAAUGUCAAUUGUUGCAAAAAAUCUCAAAUGUUUACCUUUCUGUAAACAUUAUGGUUUCGUUCCAGUACUGCAUACAUGAUGCGAAAGCACCUGGCAUUUAUUCAACCUUUCUUGGAUAAAAUAGGCCUACUUUGAAUCACUUGCAGAUAUCUGAACUGUUUAUGAUUGUGCAGAUCAAUAUCAUUCCACCCUGAUUAGUAAUGUAUUUAAUGAAAAACCAACACCUUUUAGGUCAGUAUACCUAUUGGAUCUUAAAGAUUCCCUGAUAAGUGGGUCAUGGAUUUGUUACAAUCCAGGAAAAACAUUUGUUUAAUCCACUUGUACAAUUUGUUCUUUCAUGUGUAUACCUUUUUGAGUAAUACAUUUUCUGUGUUUGAA
Messenger RNA from Salmo salar (Atlantic salmon), 2242 nucleotides. It is a transcript of the gene dph7, whose product is annotated as diphthamide biosynthesis 7. Gene Ontology annotation, biological process: protein histidyl modification to diphthamide. Lineage: Eukaryota; Metazoa; Chordata; Actinopteri; Salmoniformes; Salmonidae. The record is from RefSeq and is a predicted model, not a curated record. Gene Ontology annotation, molecular function: protein binding; diphthine methylesterase activity. Gene Ontology annotation, cellular component: cytoplasm.